UUUAACUUUAUUUGCAGUUUAUACAAUGCAGAUAAUAUUUAAUAAUUUAAUUUUUCCAUUUUCAGAAAAAUGGAAGCUACUAUAAAAUUUGGUGUCCCUAGUAUUGGAGAGCUCAGGAUUGCUAAGAUGCUAUUCGAUUUUAUUUCUUCAAAGCUAACAAAUGCAAUGUGCCAAACUAUAUGUGCAUCUGUUCAAAAUUCUUAUCUAGCAAACACUGAGUUGACUUCAGCCCAAUGCAUCCUUCUGGCUAUCCUCCACAGCUUACAGACUGGGGAUGUGCCAUUUUGUGCUAUUCUCCUCCAGCUCCCUAUUAUUGAAAAUUUAAAAUCACCUUUCAUCUAUGUUUGGCUUAGAGAUGAAUUUAUAUUUGAUGAACUUCAAGUUGUGAAAGCCUUAUCUCUGGCCGCCCAAUUGGCUCACACAGGAUGUUUGAAUAUUCCUGAACAUAUUCUCCGACUGUUGGCUACACUCACGACAAAAUACCACGUGUUUGAGCAUUGCAGAAAGUCUGGAGACCUUGAUACAAUAAAUAUGUUGAUGGAACUGCAUACCCCAAUAUCUAGAGGCCAGCAGACUGAAAUUAACGAAAUAUCAGCAACUAUGUCUGUAAUGCAAUCAGAUUCCACUCAUGAUAUUCAAAAUUCAGGAAUAACAACUGCUAAUGAUGAUACCAGUGUUGCUUCAUCGAUAGAAGUCAGUUUGGAUAGAGAAGUUUCAACUGAGAAAAAUGCAAUAGGCAAUGAAGAAUCAACUAGUAUCAAGCAGAUUUCUGAAGCAGCGGGAGGUGACAUAGUAUUUGAGAGGAAUGGUUUAGAAAAUGGAGCAUCUUCAUCGAGUGAUGAAUUAGAUACGAUGGUUGGUGGAUUUGUGGUGAUUGAAGGGGAAGGAGAUGAAGUUUCAGCUGUGGUGGAACACGGUUCACAUAGGUCCUCCGAGGAGACUACUCAGGAAUUCGUACAGAAUACCAGACAACAAAGAAGAACUGUAAUACAAGAAUUACGUGAAAAUAUGGAGAAGAUUGGACAUCUUAUUCCUUUGAUAAGAACACAACCUGCGGUACAGGUCAAUUUAACACCAGGAGACAUAGCAGUUAUACAAAAUUAUGUAUGGAGCCCAGGUGCAAGUCAUGCAGACUUAGUCAUGUUGGCAACAAACAAACGAGACUACAUGGGAAAUACACUACUUCACCGAGCCGCUGAAAAGGGUAGAUGGAUGGAUGUUAGAACAUUAGUGAAACUAAGAGAUAUGGUUGAUCUGAGGAAUGAUCUUUGUAAAACCCCUGCUCAUCUGGCUGCGAUAUCAGGAAGUGUUGAAUCCUUGCAGAUAUUGGUCGAUCAUGGAGCUAGCCUUUCAGCGACUACUGAAGAAGGUUAUACUCUCCUUCAUGAAGCAGCCAAGCAUGGGCAAACUGAAGCAGUCAGAUGGUUGCUGGAUAGAGGCGCUGAUAUUGAGGCAAGAGAUCGCCAGGGACAGACAGCAUUGCAUACAGCUGUUAUAUGGUGUCGAUUUGAGACGGUUGAUUUGUUGCUUAAUCGUGGAGCCCAUAUCAACCUCAGGAAUGUUUAUGGACAGACUCCUUUAGCUUUAGCUGCAUUAUCCAGACGAAGAAAGAUAAGAACUUUAUUAAAAUCCAAAGGUGGAAUCAAAUAAUUGUGAAACCAUUGAGUGGAAAGAAGUUUUAUUGUUAUGUUUAUCACUUAAUGUUAUUCGUUUAAUAAUAUAAACACUAUAUUAAAAAAACAAAAACAUUAUUACUAUGUAACUAUUGUUAAAAUCUGUAAUAUUUUGAAGUUAUCAAAAGAUUAUCAUAAAUAUUCAUAUAUUAUUUUGAGUAUAUAUUAUAUGAUAAAGAGCAUAGUUAUAUUUUACCAACAUAUGUUACAUUCUAUUUUCAGUAAAACUAUUAAGCAGGGCUAUUGUUUCUUAAUCCUAAUUAAUAACUAGUCACCAUCCUAGGUAGAGCCAAGCCUUUUAAAGAGGGAAACUGUUGUAAUGUUAUCACUUACAAGGGGUCAUUUUUAAAAUUAAAAUAAAGAGAUUUAUAUUUUAAUAAUCAAAUAAACAUCAGUUUGUGUAUUGAUAUUUGGGUACUUUUUGUCUAAGCAGCCGUUACUGACUGCUGUCUGCCAAUGUUUAUAACCUGAACACUGAUAGCUCCCAUAACGCAGUGAUAAGCCUUCUCCUACUUCACAUCUUUUUAUUAUUGUAUUAAAUUCGUAUCAUUGAAAGUGUAAACAGAUACAAAAAUAAAUGUAAUAACAACAAAAAUACUUUUAUUUGACGACAAAUAUAUUAAUGAAAUAAUAAAAAAACAAAUUUAAAAGAACAUAUUUACUUAGAAAAGAAAAAAUAUCAACACUAUAAACAACGUAUAUACAAAUUAUUUUUAGUUAAUUAUUCACUUCCUUUUGUCUUAUUUAUUUUGGAAGGCAAAAUUGUUUUAUGCUACUUAAAAUAGCGAGGAACGGAUCCUCGUCUCUGUGAACCCGCUGCCACAAAAAUUUGCACAAAUAUGAAUAGAGGUGUUGUCUGGCAGUUCCUCUAUGUACUUUAUUUCUCCACUUAGCUGAGCCCCACAAUCGUUCUAUGUGUUGAGUAUGAACCCCAGUUGAUGGAUCGACAAAAUUAUACCGGUGAUUCACUUGGAAAUGGUCAUAGUUUGCUUCGUUCAGUUGUUGGGUGUUGUAUCCUUUCCUACAGUCCGAAUAAAUGGUUGUUCCCUCUUCUAUAUUUUCUUUAAUGGCUUGUAAUAAUGUUGUUGUCUUUCUGUCAAUUAUUUUGACGAUAAAACAUUCAUCUGUUUCUCGGCAAACUCCACCAAUGAUAAGCCAGCAAGUACCCCAACAUUUUGAAAAUACUGAAUUGCCUGUUCUUCUGAAGACGGUAAAUCCCAUAUUCUAAGAAGAUCCAUAAUAUGACGAAAAUAAACGAAAAAAAAAUGAAAAAUAAACACCAAGGGGUCACAAACUAAAAAAAAAAGUAAAAUAAACACAAACGGACCAAAAACUAAAAAUAAACACAAACGGGUCAAAAGUAAACAAUUUAAUAAGUGGACGUAAUAAGGGAAUAACUGAAAACUAAACAAUGCAAUAACUCAAAAGUUUGGCGGGUUAAGAAGAGGGAGGUUAUGUGACAUGAUG
Messenger RNA from Nezara viridula (southern green stink bug), 3140 nucleotides. NCBI's taxonomy places the organism in Eukaryota, Metazoa, Arthropoda, Insecta, Hemiptera, Pentatomidae. The record is from the annotation of a GenBank genome assembly.